UACUCUUACGCUACAGCUGCUGUGCAUGAUUAUACUCUUAAUAUUCCGCCAUCUCUAUACACAAUCGAGAGAUCUAAUAAUUCAAUUAUUUUUCAAAUCUAUGAAGUACAUCGGCCAAUCGAAUACCUCCAAGCCGGAACAAUACUCUACUUUAAAAAUGAAGAUGACUUAUUCUUACUACCUUCUGCUUUCAAUCACGCACAUCUCCGCGCUAUAAAUAUCAAUGGGGAUAGUGUGACUUUCCCAAAAACUAAUUUUCAAAAUUUCCAAAAAAAUUUCCAUAUUGCUGCGACUUCAUUCUUCAAAAAUCUCAAAAUGAGUGAUUGCUCGUUCCAACGAAACAAUCAAAUCUCAGACGUCAACGACAAUUCAACAAAAACGCCAUUUCUCAUGUGGUACUUUUUCUCCUUUAAAAACAACGUCCCUCAUAUGGUCAACAAUAAAAACUUGACUUUCACUACUAUUAGUAAUAAUUCAAAAACUAGUAUAUUAAUAGUAAAUCCAGCCGCAUCGCUUCUCAGCCAAGAAUCAAAAGAAAUUAUGUUCGAGGCGAAGGUCAAUUUCCGCCCUGUUAAUUUGAGUGUUCAAACAGUUAUUAUGUCGGACAUCAAUAAGUUUGGGGCGCCAAACGCCGUGUUUAAAAUUGUAGAGAAUAUGACUACUAAGGUGUUUUAUGAAAACAACACAAUCUUUGUUCGUGCUGCAUUUGACAAACAAAACUAUGACUUUGCCAAUGUGAUCGUUUUGAGUUAUGUUGCAAACAUUGGAGAUACUUUAAUAGUUUUAAAUACUAAACUUAUACCAUUAGAUAAUAAUACUAAAAAUUGUGACAACACUUAUGAUUGCGAAAAUACGGAGUGCACAGUCGACAACACGUCACUCGAUGUCGGAACGAGAAAGUGGAUAAGAGGAUGCGAACCACAAUGCGGAACGUGUAGAGAUGGAUUUCUAUGUAACACUAUGGGAAUGUGUCAGAAAGAAACUAACUUAAAUUUGAGAAAUGAGGGUUACAUUAAUAUGGUUGUGUUAUCGUUUUGUAUUGUCAGUCUAUUUCUUAUUUGA
This is a messenger RNA of Entamoeba invadens IP1, 1062 nucleotides long. RefSeq lists its product as hypothetical. The record is from RefSeq and is a predicted model, not a curated record. Lineage: Eukaryota; Evosea; Mastigamoebida; Endamoebidae. The transcript has a single exon. The annotation marks the transcript as partial.